AUGGCGACGCCAGCAGCCACCAAGCGCCUCACAAGAGAAUACGCUUCCAUCUCCAAAUCACCACCGCCAUUCAUUACUGCACACCCCUCGGAUAGGAACAUCCUAGAAUGGCACUACAUCAUCACCGGCCCACCAGACACACCCUACCAUGGCGGUCAGUACUGGGGCACGCUGAACUUCCCGCCCGACUACCCCUUUGCGCCGCCCGCAAUCCGCAUGCACACACCAUCCGGUCGAUUCCAGCCCAGCAGCCGGCUGUGCCUCAGCAUCUCCGACUUCCACCCUAAGAGCUUCAACCCCGCAUGGGAGGUCAGCACGAUUCUGACAGGCCUGCUGAGUUUCAUGACCAGCGACGAGAUUACUACGGGUAGCGUCCGGGCAUCAGAAGCAGAGCGGAAACUCUUCGCCAAGCGCACACGGUGGUGGAACAGCACAGGCGGCGGCAGCAAAGCAUCUGGGUCAGACAACGCCGGUGGUCGCCAGAACGGCAACAUCCGGGCUGGAGAUGGCGGCGCAAAGUUCAGACACGAGUGGCCGGAUGUCGACGAGGAGAAUCUCAAGUGGAUGAAGGAGAACCGCAUCGACCCCCUCACGGGCCUACCACGGCCGGCAGCACCAACCCCCUCGCAGCAGCCAGCCUGCUCGCCCGACGUCUCGGGUCUGCGACGACGCCCCGGCACAAGCGCAACGGUCGUUCAAGAUGCAGCGCAAAUAGCGCGAGAUGCAGGUCAAGGCUGGCUGAGCCGCAACAAGUGGAGGAUCGUACUCGGAGCGAUGAUGCUAUACAUCCUAGUCGCGAGGGUACUAGGCGACGGUGCAAUCGCAACUCCUGCUUAG
Alternaria incomplexa is the source of this 837-nucleotide messenger RNA. RefSeq lists its product as uncharacterized. The coding region runs from base 1 to 837 and encodes 278 amino acids. The record is from RefSeq and is a predicted model, not a curated record. The transcript has a single exon. NCBI's taxonomy places the organism in Eukaryota, Fungi, Ascomycota, Dothideomycetes, Pleosporales, Pleosporaceae.